Molecule: messenger RNA, 759 nt
Organism: Mus pahari (shrew mouse)
Lineage: Eukaryota; Metazoa; Chordata; Mammalia; Rodentia; Muridae
Product: selection and upkeep of intraepithelial T-cells protein 7-like
Exons: 3
Biological process (GO): regulation of cytokine production; T cell receptor signaling pathway
Cellular component (GO): external side of plasma membrane
Molecular function (GO): signaling receptor binding
Source: RefSeq, a predicted model, not a curated record
AUGAUGAAGCCUGAAUUCUCUCACUUUUCUGGAUUCUGUGUGUGCUUUCUUUUUCUGCAAGUGAUGGUGUCUUCGGAGAAACUGAGGGUAACUACUCCCACAAGACACCUGUUAGCUAGAGUAGGAGGCCAGGCUGAGCUCAGCUGCCAGGUGAUCCCACCACACAGUGUGAUGCAUAUGGAGGUGCGCUGGUUCAGGAGUGGCCUUUCCCAACCUGUUUACCUAUACAGAGGUGGCCAUAAAAUGAGUGAAGAAGCUGCUCUUGAAUAUGCAAGUCGUACAGAGUUUGUGAAGGAGGCCAUUGGAGAAGGCAAAGUGUCCCUCCGAAUUCAUAAUAUAAACAUUUUGGAUGAUAGACCUUACCAAAGUUCAUUUAAUGGUAGUGGCUUCAUUGAUGUGGCUAUCAUGAACCUCAAUGUGACAGCAGUUGCAUUGGAGACAGAGAUCAAUAUUCAGGCUCCUGAUGCUGAUGGAAUUAUUGUAGAGUGUAAUUCAUGAGGGUGGUUCCCAAGGCCCCAAAUGGAGUGGAGAGACAGCAAAGGGGCAACACUUCCGCACUCAUUAAAAUCAUAUUCCCAGGAUGAAGCCAGAUUUUUCCACAUGAAGAUGACUCUUCUCCUCACAAACAUGUCACAGGGCAGCAUCAUUUGCUGCAUUUUCAACCCUGUAACAGGUGAAGAGAAGCAAACAAGUAUCAUCCUAGCAAGUGAGUACUGUCGUCUGGUUUGGCUGUUGAUCUGGAAACAAAGACAAAAAUAA